This is a messenger RNA of Ruditapes philippinarum (Manila clam), 382 nucleotides long. RefSeq lists its product as uncharacterized. The record is from RefSeq and is a predicted model, not a curated record. NCBI's taxonomy places the organism in Eukaryota, Metazoa, Mollusca, Bivalvia, Venerida, Veneridae.
AUGAAAGCACUACUUUAACAAAAAAAAUUAAAAGAAAGACAGAAUUGAGCCCAAAGAUAUCUUGUAUCUAUGAUGGACGACCAAUCAUUCUUGAAGAUGAUGAUAGAAAAAGAUUAGAUGAAAACUGCAUUUUUUUCAAGAAGGGUGGAUUUGGAGAAAUUUUCAAAGUGGAAGGUAACAAUGUGUUCAAUAUUCCACUGGCCAUCAAGAAAAUCAAAACAGAUGAUAGAAGCAUGAGGAAUUUAGCAACAAAUGUAAUUAUGAUUUAACAUUAUACAUUUGACCUUUUUGAUGCUACCGCAGCAUAUGCGAUGCGGUGGCAUAUAGCGAUUCACCUGUGUGUUUGUGUGUGUGUGUGUGUGUGCGAGCUUGCCUGGUGUGU